This is a messenger RNA of Hydractinia symbiolongicarpus, 4735 nucleotides long. RefSeq lists its product as uncharacterized. Lineage: Eukaryota; Metazoa; Cnidaria; Hydrozoa; Anthoathecata; Hydractiniidae. The record is from RefSeq and is a predicted model, not a curated record. Bases 228 to 902 code for a protein of 224 amino acids. The transcript has 2 exons.
CAAAGGGUGUACUGGGGUCUGACCUUUCUGAGCAGAGGCAAAAACUACUAAAAUCAAAGGUUGACGAACUUUACGAACGUCUUAGUCAGGAUCCGAGGCUGAGGAAGCCUAUUGCGAUACCUUACGACGAGUUUAGGGUGGAAGGGAAACGUCUAUUUUUUAACGAUAUAGAAGACUUUACGGCAUUAAUUACAAAAUAUAAGGGCGGGUUGCGGGCUGCCGGGGAGAUGAUCAAGAGAUUGAAGGCAGAUCUCGUGCAAGCCCUGGGAUUUCCCGACUAUGUUACUACACCCAACAGGGGUAAGGCAGUGGCCCAGGCACUUCGGCAAAAGGUUGAUGACAUUUUGGAUAAUGAUAUCAUUUCGAUGGAAUCGAUAGAGGAAUUUGUAGAUGCCACGGAGAGCCUUACCCAAGAAACUUCAUUUGGUGGGACUGGUGAAGUUCUCACUGAAUGUGAAAUAAGAGGGUUUAACCAAGCAGCACAGACUAUAAGGGGUAACUUGAAAGACUUGAAAAGCAAGAUGAUCUUAUAUGACAGCGAGAUUAGGAAGGCAGAGAGCAAGGUGAAAGGUGAGCAAGGUGAGAAGCAGAAUGUCGGGGCAGACGAGGGACAAAUAGCUAAUCUUGAAAGAGAAAUAGCAAAGCUUGAGGAAAAAAUUGCAGGCGCCGCUGGAGGUGCCGCAGGGAAGGGGUUUGUAGAGAAACAGCUGGAACAAUUGGGUAAAUUCCUUAAAUACCUGGCAGGUGAAGCGGGUGCUCCAUUACCCGGGAUUAUGGGUACCAUAGUCUCGUUUUUUCUUAGAGUAGCGGCAAUAGUUGUCGAAUACGUAGCCAAGCAUCUGUACAUGGCAAUGCAGCCACCGUUGAUUUUGUCGUGGUCUAUGUGGAAAGGUCUAAUAUGAACUAUUUUUAAUAUAAUCGGGAGUAUGUGCGUGGGGUGUAAUAGGCGUAGCAUGCUUAGGAGGUAUAGUACGUAUAGGUGUUUUGAUAGUAUGCCUAGGGGGUGUAGUAUGUAUAGGUGUUUUGAUAGUAUGCUUGGGGGGUACAGCUGCAGCAUCCCUCACAACGAGCUUGUUAUUCACAUCAACCUGAACCUCCACGCUGACGUUGGCAGGUGCGAUCAAAAUUUUGUUGUUAUACCCUACAAUCUUACCUAUGCGCAGGUUCAUGUCGGAGGGCAGCAUAUACACGCUUAGCAUGACGGCAAAAUUCACCGGAGUUCGGGCAUAUUGCAGCACCUUUUGGAAUUCGGUGAUAUCAUGACCUACAUUCUCUUGGCGUUGUCCCAUGGCCUCAAAUUUUUGCAAUUAGAUUUGCCUUGCCAUAUAGUUGUCUGCACCAGAUCCGACUAAGGAUGCCUUGGCCUCUGCUUGCGAUCCUAGCAAUAAGACCACGUAAACCCUGAUACUCUUGCUUAGUUUGGUCAGGCCCUCCGAUGUCAAACCCUGACUUGAUGGAAUGAUAAACUUGGCCCAAUCCCCAUCAACUUGCGGCCACCAACGGACAUUCGUCAACGACGGCAUGACAACCUUAAACUUGUACAAGACAUUAGCAUCUGCACCGUAUUCCCUACAUACCUGCGCAAAUCCUGAUGUGGAAUAGGGGUUUUUAUACUGAUAAAACCAAUCAUCAUAAGGCAUGGGGACCUUCAUUUUUGCCAAUGUACGACGAAUGUGGUAAUAGGCAUUGAAUGUGAAGAAGGAGUUGACAAGGGGUACUGACCCUGUCAUGUGCUUGGCAGAGAUACCUAAUGCCAUCGUUGCACAAUAUGCCAGAUGAAAGCCAAGUCUACAGGCUCAAAAAGAUUGAGGAUAUUGAAAAGUACCUGCGGGAUGAGAUUAAGGAGCUGAACAGACUCGCAAAGAGGUUUAAAAUGCAUGAGACCUGGGUGAGAUAUACGGACCAUGGUCUGUUAAGUAUAAGCGUUAUCACGUCAGGGCUUGACACAGGAGCCAUAGCCUCUGGCCUAGGAGUACCCUUGACUAUUGGCAUGGGCGGCAUCACCAUCGCCGUCGGAAUCGGUCAAGCGGGUCUUUGGAACACCGGGAAGAGGCUGGGUGUGAAAUCCAAAAAGCAUGAGACUAUAAGGCUUCUAUCAUUGACCUUAUCUCAAAACCCAUUGAGAACGGAGUCGUAAGCGACUAUGAGUUCACCCUGAUCAAACAGAAAUAUAAAAAGUAUAUGCUGCUAAAGGAAUAGAUACGUCAACGUGUUAAACAGAUCGUUAACGCUAUCAACGAACAGGAACGUGCCCAGUUAGUUGCCAAGGGUCGGGAAGAAGGGAGGCGUUUUAAAAAAACUUUAAUCUGUGCAGUAUGUAAGCGGUACCUAAAAUCUCUGCCCGAUUAUUUAUUAUUUCGUAUAUUUUAUAAGCUCUGUGGACCUAUAAAAUAUAUGGUUUCUUAAUCCUCACUUAGCAGCCAUUCUUUUUUGAAGUCCUUAUACCGACAUUCUGUAAUAUGUACCUGAGGGUAGUAGUUUUUACCUUGCACGUACACAGAUCUCAUGGAUAGGAUGGCACUGGCUUGGCAUGGCUCAUCUUAGGGUACUGGCAUACCAUGGAGUUUAGUCGUGAUUGCAUCCUUGUAGUAUUUGAGUUUAGCGUUUACGUAACGGUCCUUUUUCACAGGCUCUGUAAUCAAUUGCUCGGAUAUCAACUCUUCGAUCCUGGACCAGAUUUGGCGAUACUUCGCAACCCAAUCAGGGUGCUCUUCAAAAUCAAGACUCAUUGCCGGUACAGUAUGGGGGGACCAGAUUUUGGGUGUUUUUACUCAUUUUCUACAAAAGGUUUGACCCUCCAAAUAGGUUGGUAGUAUCAUGGACAAUAAAAAUCACAUGGUCAGCGGACCCAAUUUGAGGGCGUUUGGGUCCCAGGCCCCUAAAAUUACCCUAAUUUGAGACUCCUCUUUGGUUGCAUAAUUCUUAAAGCUUUAAAGUUCGUAACGUGUGUCAUUAUAUGAGAGAAUCUGAAAAAUGAUAAAGCUUACCGAAAAAUUGGGGUAAUUUUAGGGGCCUGGGACACAAACGCCCCCAAAUUGGGUCAGCUGACUAUGUGAUUUUUAUUGUACGUGAUACUACCAACCUAUUUGGAGGGUCAAACCUUUUGUAGAAAAUGGGACCUAAAGUUCUGUUAUGAUCUCCUGGACUAUCGCUGAGGUCUAUAAAGGUAGUAGCAAAUAAGUAGAAUAAUUUAGGGUUGGCAAGAUCUUCCUCACAUUGUAGCAUCUUCUUUAUUGUAAUUCUAAUGACUUCAGAGAAUUGCAUGUCAUUGUACAUACGCAGCCACCCCCGUUAUAUGUAUUAUAUAUUCAUGGUGGCAGUACCAACGCAACAUUUUACUAUUUACUUCGAACCUCCGACCACAGGUAAACCUGUCGUAUGCGUCCAACAUACGUUCACAGUCCUAACAUUGUUCCAUUUAUCUUAUGAUUCUAAGUUAUAAAGACGAACCUCUAAGUCCUUAAUCCUUCGCCCAUUCUCUUUCUCCUUCUCCGAUUCUUUUGAUAUCGCUAAGGUCAUAAGUAGUAGGGAGAUACCAAUGCCAGCCAUAAAGGUCAUAAAUGCUGCAGUUCCAAAUAUAUCGAAUUUUGAUUGACACAGUUGACGCACAUGUAUUAUAGUAGUGUUAUCUUGCAACCAUGUUGUAAGAUAACCUUGAUUUCAAACCAAUGCCAGAAAUUCCUUUUGCGUCAAGUCACCCCCAAAUCUGACGAAGCGUCUCCAGUCCGGGGCGUCCCCUACUUUGCAGCGCCUUUUCAACAACCACAUCGACAUUUCGUACGCGCCGUCAUAUACCUUUCGCUCCUCCACGUAAGCCAAGCAGCACGCAUUACUACAAAAGCAGCCCUCGUACACGUACUCACCACCAUCGCUCAUAUGGGCAGCCAUGUUUUCUUUGACAUGAAAAAAGCCAGAUUUCGUGGUAUGUUUUGUCCUUAUUUGUGGAAAGUUGUAUCUCAUAGGGCACCUGACUUUGUCGCAUAGUUCUACAGAGCACCAGUAACAGAGUACCAUUUUAUAUACAUUUCAACAAGGUCCAAAGAUUGCUUAACCUUACUGCGCAUGCGUUGAUUAUUAGCAGUAUGCAGAGGGAAUUGCCCUUUCUACUCAGUUUUGUAUGAUUUGAUGGCGUCACUGCUAAGCACUGAUUAUUAGGGACAAUGUAUGGCAUGGUAGCGGAUUAUUAGAGAGUAGGCAUGGCAUGGUAGCGGAUGAUCGGGGAUUUGCUGGACGUAGGCUGUGGCGUGCACGAGAUGUGCAUUGCGCUAGAAGGAACAUUUCUCUAUCUCUCUUCUAGCCUAUAAUAUUCUGAUGGGACGGCUCCACAGAAUAUUAAGGGCGUAGAAGAGCCUUAAGAACGAGGUUGUCGUAAAGGAUUCAAAAAAAUACCCCGAAUUUAAGUAUAUUCUAUUGAGUUGUAUCUUAAUAGAAAUAACUACUUGCUUCUAUUGAAACAAUUUCUCCAAGCUUGUAUAUACAUUAGUGGUGCUAGUUUAAUAGGUGUUUCACCUAGAAACGAAGGGGGAAAUUUAGACACAGCGUUAAAGAUAAAUCUUAUCUAAAUCUUCCAAUUUUCAGCAUAAUAGAAACCCUACAAAAAUAUCAAAUGUGCGGUUGUCUCAUUGUAUGGUGAUUGUAACUGUUUCGUCAAAAUGGCGAAAAAAAAAGGGAAACUUGUUAACCAAAUAUGAUCAAUCUGUAAAAAUGAACCAAAAUAUAUACAGUGAGAAUAUUC